AUGGCGAAACCUCAAUUUACUUUUCUUUCCUUUGAUUCCUCCCACUUUUCACGCCAUUCAAUGGCCCGAUUUCAUCAUCAUAUGAAUGGAAAUAUGAGUAGAGGAUCACAAUUUUACGGGAAUUUCCGUGACUCUCCAGAAAUUUCACCUCAACAACCGCUUUAUCCUACUUUUUCUGAUUUUUUUUCUUUUGAAAUCAUCGCUGCGAUCACGGGUGAUCAGGAGAGAGUCAUACCCAGUUUUUGUUUCUUGGGAUUUCAAUAGCGAGAUUGAAUCAAUUUUCACACUAUUUUUUCUAUUUUCUCUACCUAAAAAGAAAUGAUCGUGCUUUAGUAAAAAAUUCCUUAUAAACGACCUUGCUUCUUAUUUUCUUGUUUAAUUUUUAUUAUUUAUGUACAAGGAACUUUUUGUCAAUGUUUUUUAAACAUUUUUAAGUGUCUGAACCUUCUGCAAAUUUUAUAAAAUAAAAAAAUUGUGGUGGCUCUUAUCUCAAUGUAUUCCAAACGAUCAAGCUUAAUUUCAUGCAGUGUUUUAAGAAUAAAUUUCGAAGCAGACAGUAUCAAGACUUGAAGCUGGUUUAUCUCUUUCUGGAAAUAUGAUAAAAUUUUAAUUAAUUUGGUUCAAUUACGCUCAAAAUGGAUACGGUUUCUGAAUUGGGUGCUUGGAUGCAAAAACUUUACAUGUUGUCCACUUCUGAUCAUGCAUCCGUUGUGUCAAUGAACCUCUUCGUGGCCCUCCUCUGCGGCUGCAUUGUCAUUGGCCAUCUGCUGGAGGAGAAUCGUUGGAUGAAUGAAUCAAUUACAGCCCUUAUCAUUGGUUUAUGUACUGGAGUGGUUAUAUUGUUGAUUAGUAGGGGCAAGAGCUCACAUCUCCUGGUCUUCAGCGAGGAUCUGUUCUUCAUAUAUCUUCUCCCUCCGAUCAUAUUUAAUGCUGGGUUCCAGGUUAAGAAGAAACAAUUUUUCCGUAACUUCAUCACUAUAAUGUUGUUUGGAGCUGUUGGUACACUAAUUUCAUGUGCUGUCAUAUCAACCGGUGUCGUGUUAUUCUUUAGGAACCUGGGAAUCGGCUUUCUGGAUAUUAGUGAUUAUCUAGCAAUUUGUGCAAUAUUUGCUGCAACAGAUUCUGUUUGCACAUUGCAGGUGCUAAGUCAAGAUGAGACGCCCCUACUUUACAGUUUGGUAUUUGGAGAAGGUGUAGUGAAUGAUGCUACUUCAGUGGUGCUUUUCAAUGCCAUUCAAAGCUCUGAUAUGACAACUAUUGAUCCUACAAUUUCUUUACACUUUAUUGGAAGCUUUUUGUACUUAUUUCUUGCAAGCACGCUACUUGGCGUUUUGGCUGGACUUGUCAGUGCUUAUAUAAUCAGAAUGUUAUACUUCGGAAGGUAACAAAUGGAUAAUGAUGGCAUGAAUUAGAAGAAAAGAGCAAAAAAUGAUUAAAGGGAAAUAAAUCAAAAGUUGAAGGACUAAAAUAUAAUUAUCCAAAAAUUGAACCGGAAGGCGAAACGAAUGAGUGAAAGAUUUGAAGGUCAAUUGAUAGAAGACUCAGAGUGUUGGAAGAAGGAAAACAAGGGGAAAAAAAGCCAAAAAAGAGAAGAUGAAAGUUCAGGGAUCAAAGUGUAACAAUUGAAAUUAUUUUAUACUGCGUGCGCAGGGGCUUAAAGUGGCGCCCACGAGACCUUAUUCUUGCAUACCGAGAGCAAAACAACAAAGUGGCACGCGCAAUGAAAUAUAUGGCGCGCGAGCACGGGCCAAAAUUUCUGUGACGGGCCAGUUUCCUUAGUCUUAUGAAAUUUUACAUGGAAACAAUAUUUUUUGACAUCAUAUAUAUACCUAAAGAUGCCAAAAUGAGGAAAACCUCCUUUUUCACCUAAAAAUCUUAUGUUCUACAUAUAUUUGGAGGCGAAGAACGGACCAUAAACUUUUCUCUUUUUUUGCUUAAGGAUUAUUGAUGUAUAACUAAACUUCAUCUCUUGGUCGAAGGAUAUUGAAGCCUAGGAACAAUUCAAACUGUGAGAUCUAAAUAAAUUUCAUUUUUUCAUUCA
Olea europaea var. sylvestris is the source of this 2041-nucleotide messenger RNA. RefSeq names its product sodium/hydrogen exchanger 1-like. Gene Ontology annotation, biological process: regulation of stomatal closure; proton transmembrane transport; sodium ion transport. The record is from RefSeq and is a predicted model, not a curated record. Bases 636 to 1385 code for a protein of 249 amino acids. Gene Ontology annotation, cellular component: membrane. The transcript has 8 exons. Gene Ontology annotation, molecular function: sodium:proton antiporter activity. NCBI's taxonomy places the organism in Eukaryota, Viridiplantae, Streptophyta, Magnoliopsida, Lamiales, Oleaceae.